CGUGGUUGUUGGGAGUAUUUUUCAAAAGAACCACUAGUUCUGCAAACAUGAAUGUGUAGAAGAACUUGAAUUUAAAUGGGACUUUUUGCUAAUAGCAAGCAGGAGGCGCCUUCCAUGGGAUGGAUCACUGAUAAAUAUUUGUUGAAUGAGAAAUACCUAUUGCUCCAAGCAAGUUAAGCCUGUGUUUCUGUCUUCCAAGACUUUUUUUUUUUUUUUCCUGCUUCUAUGGCUUUGACACUUCACAUUAAAUUGCUAUAUAGUGGACUACAAAGUAUUGGUUUCACUUUGAGAAUGGAUUGGGAAAAGGAAGAGCAAAAGCAAUGACAUUGUACUACUACAAUUACUGAAGUAAGACUUGGUGCUAGCUUGAACUAGGAGUUGCAUAUGCAGAGAUGAAGGAAAGGGUUACGUGCUUAAGUUUUUUAAAAAUUUAAGUUAUAAUGGACAUUCAGAAACAUAUAUAAAUCAUAAGAAUAUGCUAUCUGACAUACUACAAAGUAAACACAUCUCUGAAACAGCCACCCAUGUCAAGGAAUAGAAUGUUGUAGUUAUUGGCACCCCAGAGGACCCCCUCAGACUCCUUUCCAGUUAUCACACCCUUUCAGCCUUCCAGAGGAUUCUGACACUUCAUGACAUGUCGUUACCUAAAGCAGUAAUGAACAUUGACCUGUCUCGGAUUAGUUGAUGACUUUUGGAAAUGAUCCAAUAAUAUCUGCUACAGAGAAGUGGGUACUUCCUUUGGAACGAAUAACCCAAAUUGUUAGUGAAUUUUUCAAGAUGACAGAUCCAAUGAUGGACUUUUUUGAUGAUGCCAAUCUUUUUAGUGAGACCUUAGAAGGUUUGUCAGAUGAUGCAUUUGUACAACCAGGACCUGUUUCACUAGUUGAUGAAUUGAACUUGGGUGCAGAAUUUGAACCUUUGCACAUAGACUCAUUGAACCAUGUUCAAGGUACUCCAACGCAUCAGAAGAUGACUGAUUAUGAACAGUUAAAUCAGUUUGAUUCAGUGAAAUUUCAUCAGGUUAAUCAGUCUUUUGGUAGCCCGGCUGAACAUGUGUUAUCUCCACACUCUCAGUUUAAUUGUUCUCCAAUCCACCCCCAAAACCAACCCAAUGGUUUAUUUCCAGAUGUAGCAGAUGGCAGUCCAAUGUGGGGCCAUCAGACAGCUACUAGCAUUUCAAAUCAAAAUGGGUCUCCUUUUCACCAACAAGGACAUUCUCACUCUAUGCAUCAAAACAAAAGCUUUGUGGCACACCAUGACUUUGCCUUAUUUCAGGCCAAUGAACAACACACACAGUGCACUUCACUGCGCUCGCAACAAAACAGGAAUAAUCUUAACCCAGGGCAAAAUUCUGUCAGCCAGUCUAAAAAUUUUAUGGAUGUUAAUGUUUCUGGUCCACACAGAGUCAGUGUCAACCACCCACCACAGAUUACCAAUGCAUCUACUUCACAGCAGUCUCUUUUGAUGCAACAGUUUUCUCAAACAUCAAAUCCUUCAGUACACUUUCUCAAGUGUAGCAACCGGCAAGAAGGAAAUUUUAAUGGACCUUCUCCAAAUAUGACAUCUUGUUCUGUCAGUAACUCACAGCAAUUUUCUUCACAUUAUUCCUUUUCUAGUAAUCACGUAUCACCAAAUAGUCUUCUCCAGUCCUCUGCAGUUCUUGCACCCAAUCAUACAAAUCAGACUUUAUCUGAUUUCUCUGGAAGUAAUUCCUUUUCACCUCAUAGGGGAGUCAAGCAAGAAUCUACUCAGCAUAUGCUCAAUCCCAAUACAUCACUGAAUUCAAGUAAUUUCCAAAUGUUGCAUUCAACACAUCCUCAGGGUAAUUACAGCAAUUCAAAAUUAUCUCCUGUGCACGUGAACUUCCAGGAUCCUGUUGACUCAGGAACGCAAAUGGGCCAUUUCAAUGAUCAUGUAGAAACUAAUGGCUUUUCAACUUUAGAAGAGAAUUUACUUCAUCAAGUGGAGUCUCAAACUGAGCCAUUCACAGGACUUGAUCCAGAAGACCUCCUUCAGGAGGGUCUCCUUCCCCAGUUUGAUGAGUCAGCGUUUGGGCAAGAUAAUUCAAGUCAUGUUUUAGAUCAUGACCUUGAUCGGCACUUUACUUCACAUCUUGUGACACGGCCUUCUGAUGUGGCUCAAACUCAGUUUCAUUCUCAGGCUCGGAGCUGGCAUUCAUCAAUUUCUAAUCAUCAGCAUUUACAUGACAGAAAUCGCCUAUGUUUACAGCGACAGCCUCCGUCUUCCAAGAAGAAUGAUGGUUCUGGGACAUACACUAAGUUGCAGAAUACCCAGGUGAGGAUCAUGUCCGAGAAGAAGCAGAGAAAAAAGGUGGAAUCAGAAAGCAAGCAAGAAAAGGCCAAUCGUAUAAUAUCAGAGGCCAUAGCCAAAGCAAAGGAGCGUGGGGAGCGCAAUAUCCCACGAGUCAUGAGCCCUGAGAACUUUCCUAGUGCUUCAGUUGAAGGAAGAGAGGAGAAGAGAGGCAGAAGGAUGAAAGCCAAGCCAAAGGACAAAGAGAGCAAAAAAGCAAGAACUUGUUCUAAGUUAAAAGAGAAGUCAAAAAUUGGCAAACUCAUUAUUACAUUGGGUAAGAAACAAAAAAGAAAGAAUGAGUCUUCAGAUGAAAUAUCUGAUGCAGAGCAGAUGCCACAGCGUGCAUGCAAAGAGGAAGACUCUCAAAAAAGAAGAUCAAAUCGACAAAUUAAAAGGAAAAAGUACGCAGAAGAUGGAGAGGGGAAACAAUCUGAGGAAGAGGUUAAAGGUUCUAUGAAAAUAAAAAAGAAUUCAGCUCCUUUACCUGGGGAACAGCCUUUACAGUUAUUUGUGGAGAAUCCAAGUGAAGAAGAUGCAGCAAUUGUGGACAAAAUAUUAUCUUCGAGAAUUGUGAAAAAGGAAAUAUCACCUGGAGUGAUGAUUGAUACAGAAGAAUUUUUUGUAAAAUACAAGAAUUACUCCUAUCUUCACUGUGAAUGGGCCACAGAACAGCAGCUUUUGAAAGAUAAAAGGAUCCAGCAGAAAAUCAAACGAUUCAAAUUGAGACAAGCACAAAGAGCACAUUUUUUUGCAGACAUGGAAGAAGAACCAUUUAACCCAGACUACGUUGAAGUAGACAGAGUGUUAGAAGUCUCUUUUUGUGAGGAUAAAGAUACUGGUGAGCCCGUCAUUUACUACUUAGUAAAGUGGUGCUCAUUACCAUAUGAAGAUAGCACCUGGGAACUAAAAGAAGAUGUAGAUCUUGCAAAAAUAGUAGAGUUUGAACAAUUGCAAUCUUCAAGACCUGACACAAGACAUUUGGAACGUCCUCCCUCUAAUAUUUGGAAAAAAAUAGAUCAAUCCAGGGACUAUAAAAAUGGUAAUCAACUCAGGGAAUAUCAACUGGAAGGACUCAACUGGCUUUUGUUCAAUUGGUACAAUAGACGAAACUGCAUUUUAGCAGAUGAAAUGGGUCUUGGCAAAACAAUUCAAUCAAUUACAUUCCUCUACGAAAUCCUUCUGACUGGUAUAAGAGGACCUUUCCUGAUUAUUGCUCCACUUUCUACUAUUGCAAACUGGGAGAGAGAAUUUCGUACGUGGACUGAUAUUAAUGUUGUGGUUUAUCAUGGGAGCCUGAUUAGCAGACAGAUGAUACAGCGGUAUGAGAUGUACUUCAGGGACUCACAGGGGCGUAUCAUUCGAGGAGCUUACAGAUUCCAAGCCAUCAUCACCACUUUUGAAAUGAUUCUUGGAGGAUGUGCAGAGCUUAAUGCAAUUGAAUGGCGAUGUGUGAUCAUUGAUGAAGCACAUAGGUUAAAAAACAAAAAUUGUAAACUUCUAGAAGGUCUGAAACUCAUGAAUCUGGAACACAAGGUGCUUUUGACAGGCACACCUCUCCAAAACACAGUAGAAGAACUAUUCAGUCUUCUUCACUUUCUAGAACCUUUAAGGUUUCCUUCUGAACCAACAUUUAUGCAAGAAUUUGGGGAUCUGAAAACAGAGGAACAGGUGCAGAAACUUCAGGCUAUACUGAAACCGAUGAUGUUGAGACGAUUGAAGGAAGAUGUGGAGAAGAAGUUGGCACCAAAAGAAGAAACCAUCAUUGAAGUGGAACUUACUAACAUUCAAAAGAAAUACUACCGGGCUAUUUUGGAGAAGAACUUUUCAUUUUUAUCCAAAGGAGCAGGACAGACUAAUGUACCUAACUUGGUCAAUACCAUGAUGGAGCUCAGGAAGUGCUGUAACCAUCCAUAUCUUAUCAAAGGUGCUGAGGAGAAAAUACUUGGAGAAUUUAGAGAUACAUAUAAUCCAGCUGCUUCUGAUUUUCAUCUCCAAGCAAUGAUCCAGUCUGCUGGUAAAUUGGUCCUUAUUGAUAAAUUGCUUCCCAAAAUGAAAGCAGGAGGUCAUAAAGUGCUCAUCUUCUCUCAGAUGGUACGCUGCCUUGACAUCCUGGAGGACUAUCUUAUACAUAAAAGGUAUUUAUAUGAGCGAAUUGAUGGCAGAGUCAGAGGAAAUCUUCGACAAGCUGCUAUAGAUCGAUUUAGUAAGCCUGACUCAGAUCGAUUUGUUUUCCUGCUGUGUACCCGAGCUGGUGGGCUGGGCAUCAACUUAACUGCUGCUGAUACAUGUAUAAUUUUUGACUCUGAUUGGAAUCCUCAAAAUGACCUUCAGGCCCAAGCUCGUUGUCACAGAAUUGGUCAGAAUAAAGCAGUUAAAGUCUACCGAUUAGUAACUCGUAACUCAUACGAGAGGGAGAUGUUUGACCGAGCCAGUCUGAAACUGGGUCUAGACAAGGCUGUGUUACAGAGCAUGAGUGGAAGAGAAAGUAAUGUUGGUGGUAUUCAACAGCUUUCCAAAAAGGAAAUAGAAGAUCUGCUUCGAAGAGGAGCUUAUGGUGCCAUUAUGGAAGAAGAAGAUGAAGGUUCUAAAUUCUGUGAAGAGGACAUUGAUCAGAUUUUACUACGACGUACAAAAACUAUUACAAUUGAGUCAGAAGGACGUGGGUCAACAUUUGCUAAGGCGAGUUUUGUGGCAUCUGGAAAUCGGACAGAUAUUUCCUUAGAUGAUCCCAACUUCUGGCAAAAAUGGGCUAAAAAGGCAGAAAUAGAUAUAGAUACCAUCAGUGGUAGAAACAGCUUGGUUAUUGACACUCCAAGAAUUAGGAAGCAAACAAGACCCUUUAGUGCCACAAAAGAUGAAUUGGCUGAAUUAUCUGAAGCCGAAAGUGAAGGAGAAGAAAAGCCCAAACUCCGGAGGCCCUGUGACCGUUCUAAUGGAUAUGGAAGAACUGAAUGCUUUAGAGUAGAGAAAAAUCUGCUGGUUUAUGGAUGGGGCCGAUGGAGAGAGAUUCUAUCUCAUGGUCGUUUUAAAAGACAGCUAAACGAGCAUGAUGUAGAAAUAAUUUGCCGAGCCCUCUUAGCAUAUUGCCUUGUUCACUACCGAGGAGAUGAGAAAAUAAAAGGCUUCAUAUGGGACCUCAUUACUCCAACCGAAGAUGGACAAACUCGAGAGCUUCAGAAUCAUCUAGGCCUAUCAGCCCCCGUACCCAGGGGCCGAAAAGGGAAGAAAGUAAAGACCCAGACAAGCUCAUUUGAUAUACAGAAAGCAGAAUGGCUUCGAAAAUAUAAUCCUGAGCAGCUACUUCAAGAUGAAGGCUACAAAAAACAUAUAAAGCACCACUGUAAUAAGGUUUUGCUUCGUGUAAGAAUGCUUUAUUAUCUAAAGCAAGAAGUCAUUGGAAAUGAGUGCCAGAAAGUAUUUGAUGGAGUUGAUGCAAGUGACAUUGAUGUUUGGGUCCCAGAACCAGACCACUCAGAAGUUCCUGCUGAAUGGUGGGAUUUUGAUGCUGAUAAGUCACUCCUUAUUGGAGUUUUUAAACAUGGCUAUGAGAAAUAUAACACUAUCCGAGCAGACCCGGCAUUAUGCUUCUUGGAAAGAGUGGGGAAGCCCGACGAAAAAGCAGUGGCUGCAGAACAGAGGGCAAAUGAUUACAUGGACGGGGAUGUGGAAGAUCCAGAAUACAAACCUGCCCCGGCUUUCUUUAAAGAUGACAUAGAGGAUGAUGUUUCCUCACCAGGAGAUCUUGUUAUAGCAGAUGGAGAUGGUCAACUGAUGGAGGGUGAUAAAGUUUAUUGGCCUACUCAGUCGGCUUUAACCACACGUUUGAGGCGUCUCAUCACUGCAUAUCAGCGCACUAAUAAAAAUAGACAAAUCCAGCAAAUCCAACCUACUUUCUCAGUGCCUGCCAACGUCGUGCAGCCUCUUUAUGAAGAAGCCACUCUUAAUCCUAAAAUGGCAGCCAAGAUAGAAAGACAGCAAAGAUGGACAAGAAGAGAAGAAGCUGACUUUUACAGAGUGGUGUCUACAUUUGGAGUGGUAUUUGAUCCUGACAGAGGUCAAUUUGAUUGGACAAAAUUUAGAGCUAUGGCUAGGCUACAUAAGAAAACUGACGAUAGCUUGGAGAAAUAUUUGUAUGCAUUCAUGUCUAUGUGUCGGAGGGUUUGCCGUCUUCCUUCCAAAGAAGAAUUGGUGGAUCCAAAUAUUUUUAUUCAGCCAAUCACAGAAGAACGUGCUUCUAGGACUUUGUAUCGCAUUGAACUUCUAAGGAAAGUAAGGGAACAGGCGCUCCGCCAUCCGCAAUUGUGUGAACGCUUGAAGCUUUGCCAUCCAAAUCCAGACUUGCCAGUCUGGUGGGAAUGUGGCCCUCAUGAUAGGGACUUGCUUAUUGGAGCCGCUAAACACGGGGUGAGCCGAACAGACUAUCACAUCCUUCGUGAUCCUGAACUCUCAUUUAUGGCAGCACAGAGGAGCUACAGUCAGAAUAGGAUGGCUCAUUCAAGGACCUCCACGCUGCUGUUACAGCAAUAUCAAGUAGCACUUUCUGCUUCUCCUCUGACCUCUCUACCUAGGGUCCUGGAUGCUAAAGGUACUGCUCUAGAGGACCUGAAAGUGAAAAAUGAAAACCUGAAAGAGGAGCCUCAGUCUUCGGAAGAGGAAUCCAUGUCUUCUGAGGAAACCAGGACACUAAUAAAGUCUGAGCCUGUAAGUCCAAAGAAUGGUGUUUUACCACAGGCUGCUGGAGACCAGAAAUCUGGCGGGAAAGGGGAAGCAGAUAGACGCAUGGUUGCCGCCAGAACAGAACCCCUGACUCCAAACCCUGCGUCUAACAAACAGCGCGUCCACAAAAGAGGGUCAGCAUCUAGUUCAGACUCUGACUCUGAUUCCGAGAGGUCCUCCUGUUCUUCCAGAUCGUCGUCUUCCUCGUCUUCCUCCUCCUCUUGUUCCCACUCUCGUUCAGGCUCCAGUUCUUCUUCAUCCUCCUCUUGUUCUUCAGCAUCGUCUUCAUCCUCAUCGUCUUCCUCCUCCUCCUCCUCCUCUUCAUCGUCAUCAGAAGAAAGUGACAGUGAAGAAGAGGAAGUCCAAAAGCGAGGAGGUACCCCUCACAUGAAAGCCUACGAUGAAGAAAGCGUUGCAUCACUGAGCACUACCCAGGAUGAGACCCAGGACAGCUUCCAGAUGAACAAUGGGACACCAGAGUCUGCCUACAUCUUACACAGUGGAUACAUGCUGGCAGCUUCCUAUUGGCCAAAGGAUCGUGUGAUGAUUAACCGGUUGGACAGUAUUUGUCAAACAGUUCUGAAAGGGAAGUGGCCUUCAGCUAGAAGAAGUUAUGAUGCCAACACAGUGGCUUCUUUCUAUACCACAAAGCUGCUGGACAGCCCUGGCGCAGCCACAGAGCUUCGCGAGCCCCGUGUGCCCACUCCUCCCCGUGCCGGUGUGAAGGAAGAACAUGAUCAGUCAGCACAGAUGUCAAAGGUGAAGAAGCAUGUACGAGAAAAGGAGUUUACAGUGAAAAUCAAAGACGAAGGUGGUUUGAAGCUGACAUUUCAGAAGCAAGGAUUUGCUCAGAAAAGGCCACCCGACACUGAAGACUGUGGGCUGGGCCAGCAGCAGCACCUCCCUCGGCUGCGGGAGCUCCAAGGUGCAUCCGAGACCAGCCUUGCCAGUGUUGCAAAGUGUACGCCCGUGUCAGGUACUUCCAAUCAAUCUGCUGCUGGUGCCAAUGGAGUUAUAUUAGACAACCAGCCUAUAGUCAAAAAAAGGCGGGGAAGGAGGAAGAAUGUAGAAGGUGUUGACAUCCUCUUUUUUAACAAAAAUAAACCACCCAAUCAUGUUACUUUGGGCUUAACCACCUCCCAAAUUACUCCAGGGAUAAACCCAGCACUGUCCUAUCCUCAGCCUCAAGGCAUUCCUGACACAGAAAGUCCAGUCCCAGUCAUUCACCUGAAAGAUGGAACAAGACUUGCUGGUGAUGAUGCACCGAAGAGAAAGGAUUUGGAAAAAUGGCUUAAGGAGCACCCAGGUUAUGUGGAAGAUUUAGGAGCUUUUAUUCCUAGAAUGCAGCUCCAUGAAGGGAGGCCCAAACAAAAAAGGCAUCGCUGUAGAAACCCCAAUAAACUAGACGUCAACAGUCUCACUGGGGAAGAACGUGUCCAGCUGAUUAACAGAAGAAAUGCCAGAAAGGUUGGAGGUGCAUUUGCUCCUCCUCUGAAAGAUUUGUGUAGAUUCCUGAAAGAAAAUUCAGAAUAUGGAGUCGCUCCUGAAUGGGGAGAUGUUGUUAAACAAUCUGGAUUUCUUCCAGAAAGUAUGUACGAACGUAUUCUCACUGGCCCUGUUGUGAGAGAGGAAGUAAGCAGGCGAGGGAGACGGCCUAAAAGUGGAAUUGCGAAGGCCACAGCCGCGGCGGCGGCUGCCAAUGCCACCAGUGUUGCAGGCAGUCCUUUGUUAGCCAAUGGAUUACUUCCAGGUAUGGAUCUCACAACUCUUCAGGCCUUACAACAAAACCUACAAAACUUGCAGUCACUGCAAGUAACCGCAGGGCUGAUGGGAAUGCCUGCCGGCCUUUCUUCUGGAGGAGAAGCUAAAAACGUGGCCGCCAUGUUCCCCAUGCUGCUGUCAGGAAUGCCUGGAUUACCAAAUCUGUUGGGCAUGGGCGGACUCUUGACAAAGCCUGCAGAAUCUGGAACAGAAGAGAAAAAGGGAAAUGACUGUAAGGAGCUAGAAGGAAAAAAAGAAAGGACAGAGAGCCAAAAUUCAGAGAAUGGUGGAGAAAACUCUGUGUCAAGUUCUCCUUCAACAUCCUCUACUGCUGCAUUAAAUGCAGCUGCAGCUGCCAACUCCCUAGCUCUUAACCCACUGCUACUAUCUAAUAUACUCUAUCCAGGGCUUCUCACUCCAGGCCUUAAUCUUCAUAUUCCAGCUUUGUCCCAGUCCAAUACUUUUGAUGUACAGAAAAGCAAGAGCAGUGACUUAGGCUCGUCUAAGUCUGUGGAAGUAAAGGAAGAAGAAUCCAGAGUUAGCGAUCAGGAAGACAAAGGGGGAACCGAGCCGAGUCCUCUCAAUGAAAACAGCACAGAUGAGGGUUCAGAGAAAGCCGAUGCUUCCUCUGGAUCUGACAGUACCUCGUCGUCAUCCGAGGACUCAGAUUCUAGUAACGAAGACUGAUUCCUAGACGAUGCUUAAAUUAUGAACUUGUUUUGGAUUUUUUUUUCUUUAAUCAUUCAUUGUAAAUACCCCAGUGUGGAGUGCAUCCAUAACUUACUGACCGAACAUUUCAGUUAUUUGUUUAGAAGUGCAAACUGCUAUCAGAGACAUUUUGCAUGUAAUAUUUCUUAAGGUUCAUAAGUUUUUGAACUCGUAUGUACUAUCAACUACAUAAAGGUGUAAAAUUACAACAAAAGGCAUUAUAAUUUUGUUGGGGGUUAAUUUUAUGAAAAUUAUGCUCAGUAAGAGUUGUAUAUUUAAUAUAUUUGCAGUGAACACAGAAUACUUUAUGCAUAUUACUGAUUUAAUUUGAAUAUAGUUUUACAGCCUCCUUGACACCUAUAAUUUACAGAUCAAAACUCAGCAAUAAUUUGGGCAGCUAAUGAAUGUCAUGAAAGCUGUAGAAUCUACAUCACCAUUCAUUGCUUUAAUUACAUGAAAAUGCUCUAGUGUUUUGAUGCACUGCUGAUGUUUCCAAUUCAGGUACAAGUGUGUUUGGAAAAAGAAAUAAGUUUCCCAAUCAGCCAAUUUAACUGGCUACCUGUUACCUCAGCUGAGUUAGUUUAGGAAGUUUACAUUCGUUUCUAAUUCUAUACUUGUUUUCAGGGGUUUUUUAAACACAUCCUCUAUAUCAUGUUAAUCUGGCAAGAAAUAUGACUUGCUUUUCGCUGAACUUAACUCUGAUAUUAGUAAAGUCAAGUCAUAAAAUAAUCCUGUGUCAUGUGACUUUGGCACCCUCUAGACAUACUUAGUUUUAACUUCACAAAGUCUGGCCUCCCAUUAGAAAUAAUUAUAUCUCAGAUGAGUAAUGUCUGCUUCCCAGGGUUCUGAAAAGGCAAACUCAUGAAAUGCCACUGAAAAGAACUUUCAGCACAGCAUACUUCAUGUAAAAGGAUUGUUCGUUUGCUUUAUUUGUGUAGAUUCCUAGUUGUGUUUUAUGUUAUGGUAAUAUUUCAAAAUGAACAGAUAACAUAUGCAAACAGUCUAAAUUCAUCUUGAGUUUCUUCUAGGUGUAAGCAGACAAAAUGUUGCCCAGAAUCAGUGUUGGGUGUUCAGUUUAUAUUAAAUAUACUGAGUCGCCCAUUUUGAAAAUGCACUUUGAAUAAUCUCAAAAAAAUACACGCGCUAUACCUGUAAACCACAAAAUGAAGCCCAAGGCUUCUGCUCAGUUUCUUAGAGCCCUUUAUUUACCGUGUAAAAUUUGUCUGAUACUUGAUUUGUGAUACAAUUUCUCCUUCUAAAGCUGCUAUUAUUCUGACAAGGUAGAGGUCCAGGUUUAUCUGCAAAUACAUAUAAAACAACUGAAUUGGAUGUAAAAUACCACUUAUAUCCUAAGGAGAGAUAAAUGUUAGCAUUCUUCUGGUACUUGAAUAAGUCAGUGAUAAAGUUUGCAAGGGGAUACAGUUAGGGUGGAAAAUGUACUCCACUUUCACUGGAAAAAAAACUUUCGGUAUGUUUUGAUGAUAGAAAUCUAUUGCUUUGUCAUGAAUUAAGCAAUUAUAUUGGAUUUUACAAGACAUUUAACAGUAAAUUGUUUCUGUAUGUAAAAUAACUAGCCCCUUAUUAGAGAGACAGUGUUAUAUGUACUUACAAAAGUUAUGGAAGUUCCAUUGGGAUGGUAUUGAUCUUUGUAUUUUUCCAAAGUAGUACUUUGAAUUGCUAGUCCUUUAUGCAAUGUCUUAGCAAUAGUCACUCUAAUUGCCCCUCCAGGAGAAGUGGGCAGUAAUUUUUCAUCAUGAAAACGAUAUAUUAUACAUUUAGUCACUUCCCUUUGCAGUAUUGCACUUUUGUUUAACCAGAGUACACCUUUGAGAUAGCCAAAGUUUUUCAAACACAGUACACUUAGGUUGCCGAUGGAGUAUUUCAUCACCAUCCAUAGCUCCCUUCCCUCACUCUACUUCUACCCACAUGAUCUUUAUUCUUUUCCCCAAUUAAAAAAAAGAAAGAAAGAUAAGAAAAAGGGGGGGGAAAGCCCUAGAUCUUGUCACUAAAAUCUAAUUUAUAUCAAAUUUAUGAGAUAAAGUAUUUUCCUAAUUAAUGCUCAAGUGAAUUUGGUUAACAUCUUAGUGAUUCCCUUUCUAUGUAGUAAGGUAAUUGCAGUUUUAAAAAUAUUAAGGCUGAUAUUAACUUUAAACAUUCUCUUGGGUUUUGAGACACUUCUAUUUAUUAUUGAUUGGGGGAAAGUUAUCCAGCUAUCAGGUUUUUUAAAAAACAAACAAACAUGCAAAUAUGGUUGUAGAGAGUUAAGGGUUAUAAGGAAAAAUAUCAGUAGAAUUACAUAAUACUAAAGUUGCCGUUGAAAGAAUAUCCAAGUAUGUGUUGGUAGUUACUAAAAGAAUUAUAGCUGUUAUUGCCUUGUAUUUAUAGUCCUUGUUUCAGGUUUCAUGAUACAAGUCUUAGUCCAACUUUUCUUUUGGACAUUUGCAAUAUUUACCAGUUGUGUUUUGUGUAGUCUGAAUUUGCUUUCUGUAGUUGAGCAAACGUCUUAAAAAGUCAUUUGUAAUUUAUUAAAUUACUUUCUAUGAUGUUCUAUAGAGCAAAUGGAAGUUUAAUUAUUUUUUAUUAAACAUAUUCUUUGACUACCCAC
Messenger RNA from Myotis brandtii (Brandt's bat), 12103 nucleotides. RefSeq names its product chromodomain helicase DNA binding protein 9 (gene CHD9). The transcript is spliced from 42 exons. NCBI's taxonomy places the organism in Eukaryota, Metazoa, Chordata, Mammalia, Chiroptera, Vespertilionidae. The record is from RefSeq and is a predicted model, not a curated record. Bases 685 to 9477 code for a protein of 2930 amino acids. Gene Ontology annotation, molecular function: ATP binding; ATP-dependent chromatin remodeler activity; protein binding.